This is a messenger RNA of Brassica napus (rape), 3695 nucleotides long. RefSeq names its product IQ domain-containing protein IQM5. The coding region runs from base 140 to 1663 and encodes 507 amino acids. The transcript is spliced from 8 exons. Lineage: Eukaryota; Viridiplantae; Streptophyta; Magnoliopsida; Brassicales; Brassicaceae. The record is from RefSeq and is a predicted model, not a curated record.
GACAUAUGGGCAAGAAGAGACAUUAACAGAAACAGAGUUCUUCUUUUGUAUUUAAUUGGUCUCUCUUUUUGCCGCCAGAAAAAGAUACAGCGUUCGACAAACUUCUUUACAUCGUAACAGUUUCUUACAGGUAGCUUCCAUGGCUUUAUCUUUUGGGUGCUUACAAAGGGGCAACAGUUCCAAGAAAGAUUCACAAGAGUGCGAAACACCGAGACUUCUGAAAAGCCCAGUAAAUAUGUAUCUGGAGAAGACUUUAUCGUUCAAAGAUUUGGUCAAGAAGGGGAACAGAUACAAAGAUGAAAAUUUAGGGGUCAAAACGAGAAAAAGUGUAAACUUGAAGGGUCCUAAACCAGAUAACAUGGUUCUUCUUGAGAGGAGUCUCUCGUUCACAAGUCUAGUCCAGGUAGAGCACAAGGAAGAAGAAGAAGGCUCGUCUCCAAAACGUAGGAACAGGGGCAAAAUGGGAAUCUCAGGGAGUUUAACGGCGUUAAGUUUACCACAACCUCCGCCGUUUUGGUCUCCGAGACCAUCAACGGAGCUUGACGCUGCCGCUGUUACCUUACAAAAGGUUUACAAGAGUUACCGAACGCGUCGAAAUCUCGCUGACUGUGCAGUAGUCGUUGAAGAAUUAUGGUGGAAAGAAUUGAAAUUGGCAGCAUCAGAACCGAACCGAACCAACCAGACGGCUGUGUCGAGGUGGGCAAGAGCUGGAACAAAAGCAGCAAAGGUAGGGAAAGGCUUGCUGAAAGAUGAUAAAGCGCAGAAGCUAGCUUUGCGACAUUGGUUAGAAGCGAUUGAUCCACGUCAUCGGUAUGGACAUAACUUACACUUAUACUACGAUGUUUGGUCAGUAAGCGAGAGUAGUCAGCCAUUUUUCUUCUGGUUAGACAUUGGAGAGGGCAGGCAAGUGAAUCUCACCAAAUGUCCAAGAACGCUUCUUCAAAGACAAUGCAUCACUUACCUUGGUCCGAAAGAGAGACAAGCAUACGAAGUCGUAGUGGAAGGAGGGAAACUAGUCAACCGACAAAACAAGAACCUCGUUGAGACCAUCGAAGGAACAAAGUGGAUCUUCGUGUUAAGCACGACAAGAAAACUAUACAUUGGUCAAAAGGAAAAAGGUCGGUUUCAACAUUCGAGUUUUCUCUCCGGUGCCGCCAUUACUGCUGCCGGUAGAAUUGUUUCACACGGCGGAGUUGUAGAAGCUGUGUGGUCAUACAGUGGUCAUUAUCGCCCGACGGAAGAGAAUUUCCAAGAAUUUAUCGGGUUCUUAAAAGAAAACAGUGUGGAUCUUACCAACGUUAAGUUGAAUCCGAUUGACGAUGAUAAGUAUAUUGUCUCUAAUAAUGAGGGAAGCACUAAACCGCUGAAAUCCGAAGGUAGAGAUGAAACCACGGUUAUUCCAGUUGAACCGCCGGUAGAGGAUUCCGGAGAACAAAAACGUUUUAUGUGCAAGUGGAGUACCGGAAAUGGACCUAGGAUCGGGUGUGUGCGGGACUACCCUAUGGAUUUGCAGAUCCGAGCGCUUGAACAAGUCAAUCUUUCUCCUCGUGUGGUCAACGGAAAGAUGGGAUUAUUUGGUCCAAUACCUUCGCCAAGGCCUAGUCCAAAGAUUCGAGUCUCUCCUAGACUAUUUUGCAUGGGUCUUCCAAGUCCGAGAAACUAAUUUCUCGUUUUUUUCCUGAUCUGAUCAUACAUGUUCUUUUUGUCACCUCUCUGAUCUGGGGUGAUUCUUUAACAGGGUUACAACUUUUACACAUUUCAAAUAAUUUAAUUUUCCAUAAUUUUUAAGGUUAUAGUAACCUUUAUUUACUUUGUAACACCGCUUCAAUAUCAUUAUUUUAUUUACAGAAUUAAUAAUAUAACACAUUUAUUGACAAUAGCUUUGUGUUUGCUGUUGAAAUGAAUCCAUUUGUACGAUACAAUUACAAUAUUCUAUCUAAUCUUUACCAGAUUUGUUUUAUUAAUCUGAGUUCCAUACUAUAUGCAAACGGAAAUGAUUUUCAAACUUUUUUUAUGGUGCAAAGAUCCGAGGAUCUCUAAAAUGAUGUGUGGAUCCGUUUGAGUUCUUUAGCUACUUGCAUCAUUCUCGGUCUGUCUUCAUUACUCUCCUGGCAGCAGCUCAGAGCAAGUGCAAUACACGAUUCAAGUGUCAAUUUCUGGGCACAUGUGAUGUCCUUCAUUAACAUUGGAUCAAUUAGUUUUUUUUCUCAUACAAACCUUUCACAUAGCUAAUAGCUAGUGGGGUCACCAUCAGAGCUAGUGGAGACGAGAGCUGGUUUGCCAGUGAGGAAAACCAUCAACAAGACUCCAAAGCUGUACACAUCUGUAUAUUCUGUCACUACUUUUGUGUAAGCGUAUGAUGGAUCAAGGUAUCCUAAUGAUCCUAUCACCAAAUCAACUUCUAUUCUUGAUUUUCCCUCUGGGAGAGUUAUGGACAUUGAGAAAUCGGAAAACUUGGCGGUCAAGUUCCUGUCCAAGACAAUCCUAUAUUUUUUAAAACCAAUGUUGUAGCUGCAAAACCAAAGGUCAGAGUUACUUCAAAAUCUAAAUUAAGAUUUUCACUUAUACGUGUGGACAACCGUAACAACAUCCGAUAACAUAAACUUUCGUUGGACCAAAAAUCUUGGUAUAUCAUCAUUGUCUUGUCUCGGUAACGUACGAGUCGCUAAAGAUGACAAUAUAAUUGACUAUUUUUAUCUCUUUGAACUUUGUUGAUGUCUCAUUAUGAGACAUAUCCACACACUUCAAAACAGUGUUUACUGAUUAAUAUUUGUUAGAAUAGGAUCGAAGAUCUCAUUAUGAAGGAGUAACUAAGUAAAAAGUAAUAAGAUUUUCUGAUUCAAAAAAUGAAAGCCGAUAAAAGUCAGAUAUUCAAAACGAAACAAAAAAUUUAACGGUUGACUUUUCGUACAUUUGAAAUGGCUUUGAUCAACAAAAGUUGAGGUUUAAAAUGGAAAAUUUUAAAAAGUUAGUGAUUAAAAUGGUUUCACGGAAGUUGAAGAUUAUUUUGGUUUUCUCUGUAAGUUGAGAAUGAAAUGGACAAUUAUUUAACUUGUAACAUCUGCUUCAAUAUCAUAUUUUUUGUUCAAAUUCAUAUAAUGUAAUCACAUAUAAUAUGUUAAUUAUAUAGUCAUAAAAUAUAGUAUGCUCAGCUGCCCACCAUGAAUUUUUUUAGUUAGCAGAAUUUUAUACAAAAUUUUGAUAAUGCCAGUAAAAAAAAAAAUAUAAGUAAUUUUUUUUUCUUCAGCCGGAUAAAAAUUGUUUCUAGAUCAACCCGUACCUGUAUGCGGAAUGAAAAAAUUUCAAAGAUUUUUUAAUCAACAAUUUUCUCUUGUAAAGCAACAGUAAGUCAGUUAUGCGAUUAUUAAUGGUUUAUUUAUUUUGCUACUCGACGACUGAGUACAAUUAUUUAGAUAUCUUCCUCGUACAACGUAUGAUUAGAAUAUAGACCAGUAAAGUCGAUAUACGGAGAGAAGAGACGAAUCACGUGCCGAUUACGUCUGGUGUCGAGCAUUGACUGUAUUACCUAGGAGGAUGUGAGGUCAUGUGAGAAACGACUUUUUACCGGUCACCAACGGCACGCGUAGCCCUCACGCUUGGUAACCCAUUUCUCUCUCGUAGCCAGUCCAAAAUAAUUUUUAAAAAAUAUUUAAUUAGUUUUAAACACGCGUGAAUGUACGUUCAGCAGCUACCCA